CGCGCCACUAUACAUUUUUGGCAUAAAACGCUACUCGGAAUCAGGCACAUUGAUAUCUACCUAUAAACCAACGGAUACCGGAAGUGCUGAGAAAGGCUCGAUAUGAUGUAACACCGAGCGCUGAGUAAUCAAUCGGGACCUUGACUGCUUCUUAGCGCCAUCAUGGUGUUACGGAGGCUCCUUUACGCGUUAAUAAACAACGCUCAGCUGGUGGAGAAGCUAGCCGAGUCGCGGCCCAUCCGGCGCGCGGCGCAGCUCACCGCCUUCGCCAUCACGCGCGCGCAGAUCGCCGGUAAGGACGCCGCGCGCCAGAUCCGCUCAGGAGAGCUGGGCCAGAAAGGCGCGAGACUCCGGAACACUUUCCUCAGAGAGGUGAAGGAGGGGAUGAGAGACGCGUCUCGACAAAUUAAAGACAAGAAGUGAACGGUGUGGAUUUAAAACUCGGGGACAAUCUGUCAGGGUGUCUGGCUUUACUAAAUGAACGGCUUUCUCUGUUGUAAAUAAUAUAAAUAAUGAUAAAAAGUCCGAUAAA
This is a messenger RNA of Ictalurus punctatus (channel catfish), 532 nucleotides long. It is a transcript of the gene ncbp2as2, whose product is annotated as NCBP2 antisense 2 (head to head). The record is from RefSeq and is a predicted model, not a curated record. NCBI's taxonomy places the organism in Eukaryota, Metazoa, Chordata, Actinopteri, Siluriformes, Ictaluridae. The coding region runs from base 163 to 423 and encodes 86 amino acids. The transcript is spliced from 2 exons.